AUGUGCAUGGGAGCUACUUGCCCAGACUGCUCGAAGAAGUCGUGGCGCGGCUGCGGCAAGCACAUCCCGAGCGCCAUGUCCGGGGUCCCGGAGAACGACUGGUGCACGUGCGAGCCGAGGGUCGAGGUCGACGGUAAAUCAUAUCCUCACGCCGCCCCUGUGGCUAUACCCGGCGCGUCGUGGCUGGGCGGGCUGAUGGGCGGUGGUCAGAAGAAGGAGGGGAAGGAUGAGCUGUGA
This is a messenger RNA of Diaporthe amygdali, 237 nucleotides long. RefSeq lists its product as uncharacterized. The coding region runs from base 1 to 237 and encodes 78 amino acids. The transcript has 2 exons. Lineage: Eukaryota; Fungi; Ascomycota; Sordariomycetes; Diaporthales; Diaporthaceae. The record is from RefSeq and is a predicted model, not a curated record.